Molecule: messenger RNA, 460 nt
Organism: Plectropomus leopardus (leopard coralgrouper)
Lineage: Eukaryota; Metazoa; Chordata; Actinopteri; Perciformes; Serranidae
Source: RefSeq, a predicted model, not a curated record
AAAGCCUGAAAAUAUGAACAUUCAAGUGUGUUUUGGGCUUAAAAAAAACAGAACCAAAUAACUUCUUUCUUCAAGUUUACAAACUGUCUCUUCUCUGCCCCUCGUAGACGUUUCAGCGAGAACACAGUCGCUCAGAUGUGGUAUUUUGUCAAGUGCAUCUACUUCGGGCUGUCGGCCUACCAGAUCCGCUGCGGAUAUCCCACCCGAGUUUUGGGAAACUUCCUCACCAAGAGCUACAAUUAUGUCAACCUCUUCCUGUUUCAAGGUUUCCGCCUGGUGCCGUUUCUGACGGAGCUGCGGGCCGUGAUGGACUGGGUUUGGACCGACACUUCUCUGUCUCUGUCCAGCUGGAUCUGUGUGGAGGAUAUCUACGCUCACAUCUUCAUCCUCAAAUGCUGGAGAGAGUCUGAGAAGGUGUUUAUCAUUGCGGCAUCAGUCGAGUGUGAGAACAAGAGCCAAA